ACUUAAUUACGUACUAUAUAUAUACUUGAUCCCUUGUUUUCCAAGUUAAAAAGAUUGAUCGAAGAGCACUGCAUAUAUCAUGGCGAUGAUAGGGGUCGACAUUGUCGUAGGAAAAACAUUGGAACACCUGUAUGAUGAUGUUGAAAAGUUGAUUAGCAGGAAUCUGAUGUUUGAAUCCCUCUGCAAAGACACCAAAUCCAAGCUAGACACUUUGAAACCACUGAUCCAAGAGAUGGUGCAAUGCAACCAGCGGCUGAAUCAACCAGACACGAAACUCGAACCGUUAGAAGCAUUAAUAAAGGGUGGCCUAGAGCUCGUCAGCAAGUGCUCUAAGAUCCGUCUGUGGAACAUCUACAAGAAGUACAAGUACACCAGCAAAUUUCUUGAAUUAAAUGAAUCUCUUCAAAAACAGUUGGAUGCACUCAACGUGCAGGUGGCAAGCGAUGUGAAAAAGAUACUAGAGGUGAUCGGGCGCCUAGAUCCUAUGAAUCAAAACCAACAACUACCUGAACUUCCAGAGUUUGUAGUUGGCUUGGAUGUUCCCUUGAAGGACUUGAAGAGCAAGCUUCUUGAGGAUGAUGAGGUAUCGAUGCUCGUGCUGACUGCUCCGGGAGGAUGUGGGAAAACUACUUUGGCUACUAUGUUUUGCCAAGAUGAAGAAGUCAAAGAUAAAUUCAAGAACAAUAUCAUCUUCAUUCCUGUAUCAAAAAAUCCUAACUUGGAUCAAAUAGUACAACAACUAUAUGGACGCAAUAGUUCCUCGGCUCCCCGAAACAAAGAAAAUGCAAUUGAGUCGUGGGCAUCGUGGCGAAGACUAUGGAAUAAAAAUCAAGACCCCUUAUUGUUGGUCUUUGAUGAUGUUUGGUCAGGAUAUAGAUCAGAAUUUAUUCUUGACAAGUUUGUUCAACUAAAAAUGUCAAAUUACAAAAUUUUAGUCACAUCAAGAUUUGAACUUCUGAGAUUUGGUUCUCCAUAUCGUUUACCAUUAUUGGAGUUUGACAAUGCUAUGAAACUUUUUCAUCAUUCGGCAUCGUUAGGAGAUAAGAGUUCUCAUAUUCCAAAAGAUCUUGCAAGAAAGGUAGUAGUGCGUUGCAAAGGAUUUCCACUUGGCAUUACAGUGGUGGGAAGAUCACUUUACGGACAACCUAUAGAGAUCUGGAUAAACAGAGAAAGAAAGUGGAGUUCUAUUCUUGAUUUUGAAACUGGAUUGUUCUUUGACCUCCGAACCAGCUUAGAUGUCUUAGAUGAAGAAAUGAUGGAGUGUUUCUUAGAUCUAGCUUCAUUUCCUGAAGGCCGAAAAAUCCCAGUUACUGCCCUGGUUGAUAUGUGGGAAGAGUUAUACGAUCUGCAUGAAGAUACAGAUACGUGGUGCAUGGGAAACCUUUAUGAACUCAGCAAUCGGAGUUUAGUUAAUAUUCUGGACAGAAGGAGUAUAAAGAGGGAGAGGCUUCCCAGGGAUACAUUCUAUGGUCACCACUUUGUUAUCCAGCAUGAUAUACUUAGAGAGCUGGCUAUCUACCACUCUAAACAAGUCCCCGUAGAGGAUAGAAAACGAAUGAUUAUAGACUCAUCUGGAGACAAUCUCAUUCCCAAGUGGUGGAGAGAACAGAAGCAUCAAACCAUCAAGGCUCGCCUAUUAUCUAUCACAACAGACCAAAAUUUCUCAGCAAAUUGGCCCAGCAUGCAACUACCAGAAGUAGAGGUUCUAGUGUUGAACUUGCAGAAGAAUGGCAAAUGUGACUUACCUGAAUUUGUGGAGAAAAUGGAUAAACUGAAGAGUCUACAGAACAUAUCAUUAUGCAAGUGUGGCAUUAAUGGUGGAGCUUUCAGCAACAUGGUAGAUGCAUUUCCAAAUAUGCAGGAAAUGAACCUUGUCCAUUGCAAUGGAUUCAAGGAAUUACCUGUAAAGCUCUGUGAUCUGGUUCAUUUAAAGAAGCUCAGUAUCACCAAUUGUAAAGGGUUAUUUAGGUUGCCUAAAAGGAUUGGAAAGUUAGAGAAUUUAGAACUACUGAGGCUAAGGGCAUGUUACGGGUUGUUGAACUUACCCCGCUCGAUUAGGAAUCUCAAAAAUUUGAAAAUUUUUGACAUUUGCGAUUGCUACAGGAUUGCGGCGUUGCCAGAAUACAUUGGUGAAAUGAAGAGUCUAAAGAAGUUUGACAUAAGAUAUUGCCUGUCACUAAAAAUGCUGACAUAA
Molecule: messenger RNA, 2194 nt
Organism: Rosa rugosa (rugosa rose)
Lineage: Eukaryota; Viridiplantae; Streptophyta; Magnoliopsida; Rosales; Rosaceae
Product: probable disease resistance protein At5g66900
Exons: 6
Coding region: 80-2194 (704 amino acids)
Biological process (GO): defense response to fungus
Molecular function (GO): ADP binding
Source: RefSeq, a predicted model, not a curated record